CAUUUUUCGACCUUCCUGCAGCGCCGCACAGAUCUCAAUCCGAACAGCUUCGCCUGAAUUGCUCUUUAUCUAUUGAGUCUUACUGGAGCAACUGCGCUCCAAAAUGCGUCUUUUAGCGCGCGACAGUGGUGGUGAAUUCAGCCUGACGAAGGACCUUGUCGAUCUCCCUGCCUAUGCAAUACUCUCCCAUACUUGGGGAGGUGAUGAUGAAGAGGUUACCUAUAGCGACAUGAUAGAUGGUUCUGGGAAGUUUAAGACUGGACAUCGAAAGAUUCGGUUCUGUGGAGAGCAGGCUGCCCGCGAUGGGCUCCAAUAUUUCUGGGUAGAUACUUGCUGCAUCAAAAAAUCCGACGCGGUUGAGCUUCAAAGAUCUAUCAAUUCCAUGUUUCGAUGGUAUAAGAAUGCGGCAAAGUGUUAUGUUUAUCUCUCGGAUAUUUCGACACCAGAUGAUACCAUCAAGAGUGACUCGACACUCGACUUCGAAUCAGCUUUUCGAACGGCCAAAUGGUUUACUCGGGGCUGGACGCUUCAGGAGCUUCUUGCUCCUUCGUCGGUCGAAUUCUUCUCCGCUGAUUAUAAGCGGCUUGGCGACAAGGUUUCCUUAGAGCGUCUCAUCCACGAGAGAACAAGGAUUCCAGUCAAAGCUCUCCAACAAUAUGAUCCAACACAUUUUAUCUUUGAUGAAUGCGUGUCAUGGGUAGCAGAACGAGAAACCAAAUAUGAAGAAGAUUUGGCCUAUUCGCUAUUAGGAAUUUUCGGUAUCUUUUUGCCCCUUAUUUAUGGCGAAGGGCGAGAGAAUGCGUUUCGGCGGCUUCGAGAGGAGGUUGGCAAAAGUCCGCAAAGUCAUGAGUUCGAUAAGCUUUCGAAAGCUGGCGUCAAGAAUCAGCCAAAGUUCACAGUGCCCUUUGUUCGCGAUCCAAAGUUCGUUGGCCGAGAGGAUGUUAUGCAAGAGAUCACAAACCGACUUGAGAAACAGCAUCGUAUAGCUCUUUGCGGAAUUGGAGGCAUCGGGAAGUCUCAAAUUGCGAUCGAGUACUGCUAUACAUGGCAAUGUCGCCACCCGGACAGCCAUGUCUUCUGGAUACACGCGAGUACUUUCGAUAAAUUUGAGCAAGCUUACAGAGACAUUGCAAAAGAGUUGUCUGUGCCUGGGACUGAAAACCCCCGGAACGAUUCUCUUAUCCUCGUCCGAGAGUGGCUAAGCAAGCCUGAGAAUGGGUCAUGGCUCCUUGUUCUGGAUAAUGCAGAUGAUCUUGACCUCUUCUACGAAUUGGAUCCAUCAGCAACUAAACCGGGCUCUCCGCUUAUUAGCCAUUUCUUGCCUCGAACUGUUAAAGGCUCUAUGAUUAUCACGACUCGAGAUACAAGGGUCGGUCACCGACUAAUAGAUCGUGAAGAAGUAGUGAUAGUUCCACCAUUGGCGCCACUGGAUGCCGAGCAACUUUUACGCUUUAAGAUACCUAGGUGGGAAAGCGUGAAUAUCGAAGGAAACCAGGACCUGGUCGAGCUAUUAGGAUUCAUCCCACUAGCUAUUACCCAAGCUGCUGCAUUCAUUCAGGAAAAUAGCAUUACGGUCAAGACAUAUUUCGACAGGUUAAAAGAGAGCGACCUUGACUUGCAGUAUUACCUAGAAGAGGAUUUACCUGAUCCUCGAAGAUAUCCGGACAGUGAAAAUUCUGUCAUAAGGACAUGGAAACUCUCGUUUGAUCAAAUCGCUCAACAGAGGCCGCGAGCUGCCGAUUUGUUAUCAAUUAUGGUUCUGUUGGAUCGACAAGCAAUUCCAAGAAAACUUCUCAAACAAGUCGAUGAACGGAAUAUAGAGUUUGACAAAGCAAUAGGGACGUUGCAAGCAUACUCAUUAAUCAAGACUGAAAAGGGGGGGGCUAGUUUUGAGGUUCAUCGGCUUGUUCAACUAUCGACGCAGCGAUGGUUGACUUUGCAGAAUCGGGAGACUGAAUGGCAAGAGAAAGCUUUGGAGUUAAUGGUUGGAAAGUUCCCAAGUGGAGAUUACGAGACAUGGGACGAGUGCGAGAGUCUCUUUCUCCAUGCAAAGUGUGUCACCAAACUUCACUUUAUUCAUACAGCACUACUCCUUCAACGAGCUGAAUUACUUGAGAAUAUAGCGAGAUAUGAUGAGAGCCAAGGAAGGUUUGAGGCAGCCUAUUUACAAUGCAAAGAUAUACUACAGACAAGGGAGAGUAAACUCGGCAAGACGCACCCGCACACGCUUAUAACUAUGAGCAACCUCGCUGGAGUACUUUGGAGACAGGGCAAGUACGCUGAAGCGGAGACUAUGAACCGCCAGACGCUUAAGCUCUCGGAGGAGGUACUUGGCAAGACGCACCCGUCAACGAUUAUAACUAUGGGCAACCUCGCUGUUGAAAUUGAGAGGCAGGGCAAGUAUACUGAAGCGGAGACUAUGAACCGCCAGACGCUUAAGCUCUCGGAGGAGGUACUUGGCAAAACGCACCCGGAGACGCUUAGGAUUAUGGGCAACCUCGCUGUUGAACUUGAGAGGCAGGGCGAGUACACUAAAGCAGAGACUAUAAACCGCCAGGCGCUCGAGCUUAAGGAGGAGGUGCUUGGCAAGACGCACCCGGACACGCUCCUGAGUUUUUAUUGUCUUGCUUAUCUACUUCAAAGUAAGAAGGAGUAUGAAGAAGCAUCGAUACUCUAUCAAAGAGCUUGUACUGGCUUUGAAUCCUCGUUGGGCUCUGAACAUCCAACAACUAUUGCUUGUGUAGGGAACUAUACAGCUAUGUUAGAUAAUAUUGGGGAGGUGAAUUAAUGAGUUUACUAUGUUACUGAGGCUAUUAGCGAGCUAGCGAACAAAACUCAAAAUUUAAUAUCGGGAAAUCAAUUCAUGACCAUGGGAGCG
Hyaloscypha bicolor E is the source of this 2878-nucleotide messenger RNA. RefSeq names its product HET-domain-containing protein. The record is from RefSeq and is a predicted model, not a curated record. The transcript is spliced from 2 exons. The coding region runs from base 104 to 2788 and encodes 894 amino acids. NCBI's taxonomy places the organism in Eukaryota, Fungi, Ascomycota, Leotiomycetes, Helotiales, Hyaloscyphaceae. Gene Ontology annotation, molecular function: protein binding.